AUGCUUCGCUUUGAAAGGAUUUACGAUGUUGUUGAAGAGGUCGAACAGUACCGUGCUGGAGGCUAUCACCCAGUCCACCUCAAGGACACUUUCCACCAGCGGUAUCAGGUCGUUGGAAAGUGGGCAUAUGGGCAGUUUUCCAUAGUUUGGCUUGCUAAAGACACGAGGUUGUAUUCACCUACCCUCCUGCCAUACUAUACCCGUGACUAUCAAACUGAUGCCCGUCUUUCUAGGCUUCAAAAAUACGUAACGUUAAAGAUUCUCAAAGCGGAUGCCUCAAGGGAGAGCCAAGAACUUCCUAUCCUCCUUCAUCUAUCAAAAGCAAAUACAAAUCAUCCUGGAAGAAACAGCGUCCUGCAAUUAUUGGACCAUUUUGAGCAUAGAGGUCCUAACGGCUUACACCUUUGUCUUGUAUUCCCUGUCAUGUUGUCUGAUGGUAAUAAAAUGACUAUUGAAGAAAAGCCUCGUCACUCAAAUUAUGUUCGCGAGAUUUCGAAACAAAUAUUGCAAGGGUUAGACUUCAUUCAUGAUCAGGGCUUGAUUCAUGGAGACCUCCAUCCAGCCAAUAUACUCUUCACUGUGAACUCCGAUUCGCCAGAGGAAAUGUUAAUCGAACCUGAACUUGCCUAUGUUCAUUGGCGCCCAGGGGUUGAAGUUGAUAACAGUGCACCGCGGUAUCUGGUGACCUCCCAACGUCCUGAUGGAAUGCUAGACAAUACAGCGUUCUCAGAACUUACCGUCAGAGUUGGUGAUCUGGGCGGAGCUAUAUGGAACACACAGCAUGAUGUCGAUCCUGUAACGCCAUUGGUGUUACAAGCUCCCGAGUUACUCCAGCCACAUUCUCGGCAUCAGAAGGCUGAUAUAUGGGCUUUUGGGUGUCUGAUAUUUCAGCUUAGUACAAACGAACCACUCUUCCCUGCUGAAUCAUUUGGUUGCACCAGUGAUGAAAGUCGUGAGAUGUUGCUAUCUCGCAUGUAUACCUUGUUCGAGAAUGGGAUCCAAGGAUUCGCUAUGUACCUUGGCGAGAGAAUACCGAAUAAUUUUGGCCAAGACAACAGUGAGAAGCUGGUAGACUUUCUUUGGUCAGCGCUACAGGAACACGCAGAGGAUCGGAAAUCAACCACCGACCUUCUCAACCACCCAUUUCUAGUUGGAUGA
Molecule: messenger RNA, 1158 nt
Organism: Aspergillus bombycis
Lineage: Eukaryota; Fungi; Ascomycota; Eurotiomycetes; Eurotiales; Aspergillaceae
Exons: 4
Coding region: 1-1158 (385 amino acids)
Biological process (GO): protein phosphorylation; spliceosomal complex assembly; regulation of mRNA processing
Molecular function (GO): protein kinase activity; ATP binding
Source: RefSeq, a predicted model, not a curated record